AUGUACACCCUUCUGGUCGCCUUCUCCAUCGCCGCGCUGCGUUUCACAGUCGCCAAAAAUCUGCCGCAAGCCAUCUACACCCACAGCAGCAAGAACACCACCAUUGGGAUGUCGUCCUUCAAUCACAUCUUCGAAAGAGAGAUCCUCAUCUCACGACAGACUUGCACUCCAGGUCCCAUGUGUUCGGACGGUAACUACUGCUGCGCUGAUUCGCAGUGCUGUGGCAUCGGACUCUGCGCCGCUGCCGUCGACACUUGCUGCGACACCCACUCCUGCGUACCUGGAUACGAUUGCUGCGGUGUUGGCUGCUAUGCUGAUUCUGAAGGCGAGACAUGCUGCGAGACGCAUGCUUGCGAGGCUGGGUAUUAUUGCUGCGGCUUCAGCUGUGCGCCUGAGGAUGGGGAUUGUUGCGGCGACGGCGGCCACUGUGACUCCGGAAAUACUUGUACGCAGCAGAACUGCGACUACGAGUGGUGUUGCGACGGACCGAACCAGUCGUACGAGGAUUAUUCGUACUCUUACACGAUUCCAUCGAUGUCGCUUCCGCCGGCGCCUUCUUCUUCUGCCGGUGGUAGUCCGGCUUCAUCGUCGGAAGCCCAGGAAUCGUCGUCGUACAUUGGCUAUCAGUAUCACUACUACUACACCACAUUUACGUACUACUACCUCGUCUGGAUAUCCAUCACGACGCAGGAAGCUCCUACAUUUACCAGCACCACUACCACAACCACCACCGUCAUCAGCGUCUAUGCCUCAGACCGAGAGGACGCACAAGCGCAGUUUACGUCUUCGGAGAGCCGCGUCCAGCGCGAGGCUAGCAGGAUGGCGAGCUAUUCGAUGCCGGAUCUGCCCUCGCAGACGGCCAUGAGCGCUUCAGCCUCUUCUACCGGAGGUGCGCCGAGGAACCUACCGCAAGGCUUGAGCAGUGCAGGUGGUUGGAUUGAUGCGGGAGGGCUGUGGUUGGUCGUGGGAGCUGCGUUGACUGGCCUGCUUGCGGUAGCCUUGUGA
Saxophila tyrrhenica is the source of this 1005-nucleotide messenger RNA. RefSeq lists its product as uncharacterized. The transcript is spliced from 4 exons. The coding region runs from base 1 to 1005 and encodes 334 amino acids. NCBI's taxonomy places the organism in Eukaryota, Fungi, Ascomycota, Dothideomycetes, Mycosphaerellales, Extremaceae. The record is from RefSeq and is a predicted model, not a curated record.